Molecule: messenger RNA, 2229 nt
Organism: Ruditapes philippinarum (Manila clam)
Lineage: Eukaryota; Metazoa; Mollusca; Bivalvia; Venerida; Veneridae
Exons: 7
Coding region: 230-598 (122 amino acids)
Source: RefSeq, a predicted model, not a curated record
CAGUGUUUGACGUCUAAUGACUCAGGACAGGAUUUCAACACUUUCAUUAAUGGUGACAAAAUCGGCACAACCUACACUAACGACGAACAAUGUGCUAUAUUAUAUGGAGCUGGGUCAACAGUUUGUUCGGGAGAUACAGAACCUUCAGAAACAUGUUACAGUGAAGUUAAAUGUGAAGUAAGCGGUUCAUGCUCAUCAAACAUCAUCCUUGGACAAGAAAGUGUAUGUGAUGCAGCUAAAUCCCUGGGUUGUUUCUAUUCUGCAUGUACGUACAAUAGAGGCGGCUCAAGCAGUUCGUCAUCAUCGAGCUCGUCAUCAACCAGCAGCACAGCUGCAACUACAACUAGCACUAAAGCCGCCACCAGUACAACAACAAGCAGUACAACCAGUAUUUCUACCAGCACUACAGUGUCGACCUCAACACAGUCUUCAUCUAUGUUACCAAGCAGCUCACCAAGCCCCGAUUGUUGCUGUGAGAGAAGACCAUUGGGAGAAGUCAAAAUCAACAUUGAAUACAUCCCGUGUCCAAAUGGAAAUCCUGACAAUAAAUUCAUCGUUGAUUAGAAAUCUAGUUAGUGAGACAUCUCUUUCAACAUGAAUGAGAAAUAUAAUUAUGGAAUUUUUGUAUUUUGAUAUUUUAAAUCUAUCACUUCUUCUGUUAAAGAUGUUUGUUUUAAUACAAUUAUAAUUCCCAAUAUUUGUCAUCAUUCCAUCGACCCACAAAAACAUUUUAUUUAAUCUUUCAUUGUUUUUUCCUUCACUUAUUUGGUAAUUCAAUUUUUUUUUAUUUUUUUUUUUGCAAAAUACAGAGCAAAAUAUCUUAUUUAUAUGUUUCAUUCCAUUGCAUAUGGCCUUGGGUUGUUUGGAAACUCUGUUACAGUCAUUUUUUAACAUUCUUUUAUAAGUUGGAGAUUUGUUUCGUUUGUAGUUUAAUCUUAGUUAUCUAAUUGUUAAUCAUUAAUGUUGCAAAAAUUUAAUACAACAGUUUAUGAAACCAGCAUUUUAUUUGGUGGAUAACAGCUGUUCAAAUAUUUGGUUUGCUUUGAAAUAAUAAUAAAGAAAACUUAGAUAAAAGCCCACGAAAAAAUAGUGAUAUAUUGAUUUGCUUCAAAAUCAUAAUCUAAAAUUGUUUGAAAACUUACAAGAAUAAAGGCAUUAGAAUUGGUGUUUUGCAAAAAAUAAAUCGAAUCGCUUAUGUUUCAACCAUUGUCUAAUGCUUGUUAACAUAACUUUUGUUGAAAUGUUUUGUUUAGCUUUGAAAUGAUAACUCCUACUUGUUUUAAAGCUUUACAUUGCAGCUUAUGAAACCAGCUAAAGCUGGUGGACAUUUUGGUUUUCAUUACACCUAGGAAUAGAAUUGUAUAGAAAUGUUGAUCAUAUGAUAAAUCGAUUAACGGAAGUUCAAACGAUACUCAUAAAAAGCUCCUUAAGUGUCAGAAAAAAUUCGGACGUCGUGUUGCAUUUUCAAGGGAAUAUUCAUAUUGCUUAAAACAACCAAUACAUAUUUCACUUAAUUAUUUUCUAGUUAAAGAUGUUUAAGGUAAGAUGAAGGUGACUAUAAUUCUAUACGUUACCCAAUACUUUUAGAACUAUAGCGAAUGGUUUUAUUUAUUACCUUUUCUUUAUUGUGACAAAAUAUUAUAUUGUGUAUCUAAUUAAGUUGUAAAUACCUGUGUUUUUCUAAUUGCGUACUUUCUUAUUGUGUACGGUACGGCCCUAGCGGCAAAAUAAUUUACCUUUUUAUUGGAUAUUUUUCGUAAUCUUGUUAAGUACAACAACAUACGAAGUUAGCUACAUAUCUUGAAAAUAAAGAAACAAAUAAGAGUCCUUUUUGUAAGAGUACUUUUUGUAAGGUCGGUUAAACUUUUAACAUGGUUAUUACGUCGCUGUUUAAACGGUUAGUUUCUUUGCUAACUAUGACACUCCUAUGUAAUUUACAUACAUGUUUAUUGCCACCGGCCCAUACACAAACAUUAGCUAUAAAAUUAUAUGUUUUAGGUAUAUGUUUACCCCAGUGGUCAUAUUUUAAUUAUUUAUAUUUAACUUAUUUGUUUUGUUUAUUAUGAAAAUUGUUAAUAGACACAUACAUGUUUUUAAAAACUGUUUGAUGAACAAUUUGAAAGAAUAUUCAUACAUGGAUCCGAUGUUUAAAGUAUCAGCAAAAUCAUAGAAAUUCAGUUUGCAAUUAGAUAUGAUUGUAGAAGAGUAAUAAAACUUUCGAUCAACUUA